AUGUCUCUGGUACCUCGCGGCGCAUGUCGUCGUUGGCAGGAGACUGCCAGCAGCUCUUGCGUUGAGCGACACGAUGAUGUGUACGAAAACGUUGACGUGAUCGGGUGGGGAAAAUGCGACGGCGGCUGCUUGAAAAUCGCGCCCGGAGUCGGAUGCAGUGACCAGUCGGGUUCCACGGUCUGGCCAUCGCAGCUGUGGCGUCAAUCCUCGGUCGGUGAGCACCAAUUUUUUUCCCCCCUCGCAUCUCUCGCGACUCUUGCACAGACAUAUUCCGAGCUGGGAACGGCUUUCCAGCGUAACAUCUUCUUGUGCUGGCAAAAGUCUGUUGUCUGCCUCAAGUUCAUUUAA
This is a messenger RNA of Notodromas monacha, 348 nucleotides long. The record is from the annotation of a GenBank genome assembly. Lineage: Eukaryota; Metazoa; Arthropoda; Ostracoda; Podocopida; Cyprididae.